AUGGCAAAGGUAAUGAUCAUAACUGGUGCCACGUCAGGCAUUGGCAAAGGAGCAGCUUUUGAAAUGGCCAGAAGAAAGUGGCGGCUAGUGCUAAGCGGUCGUAACUCAGAAGCCAUGAAACAUGUGGUCGAAGAAUGCAAGAGAUUGGGUGCUGAAGAAGUAAGAAGCAUUUAAAUUUUUAAAAUUAAAAGUAAAAUUUUUUUUGUUUUUAAAAAUUUAAGUUAGGCCUUUAGGAUUAUAUUGUAGUAGGUUAGUCGAAAGUUAUUGCUGUCUUUGCCGAUUUAAACUAACAUAAAGGCUAAACCGGUUCUAAACACACUGUUGGACCUAGUAUUAUAUAAUGUUGAGCUACAAAAUUCUUGCAGUUUUGAAAUUUUUUUAGGUAACAUACGUCUUGGGUGACCUCACUGAUUCAACCACAGCCAAAAAGAUUGUUGGUCAUGCUAUUAAAACCUUUGGGCAAAUCGAUUCAUUGAUCAACAAUGCUGGUAUGUUAGUUGGAGGCAACUUGGAAAGUGCUAAAGAUGAUUUAUCAGAUUAUGAUGCUCAAAUGGAUGGGAAUGUUAAAAGGUGUGUUGACCUGUUUUUAUCUUACAUUAGCCUAACCGUGGUCAAAAUCUCACCUACUUUACAUUUAACAAUAGUCUAUAGUUUCACCUUACCAUAGCUUUUACUCUAGAAUUGCCCUACCCUAAUUGUAAGUUAUACUUUAUCCCUCCAGUAAUUCUACAGUACUCUCGCAAAACAAGUUUAACGAAAAACGUUUUUUAGUGUUGUUCGACUAACCAAGGUAGCUCUACCCUUCCUAAUCAAAAGCAAAGGAACGAUUGUCAACGUGAGUAGUGUUUGUGGCACCAAUCCAAUGCCAGGUGCAUUUUACUACUGUAUGUCGAAGAGUGCUUUGGAUCAAUUCACAAAAUGUUUAGCCAUGGAGGUGGCACCAAAGGGCGUUAGGGUCAAUUCUGUCAAGUGAGUGUGAAACACGUUUACCUUUAAUAACCAGGAUAAAAUUAUGCUAAGAUAGCAGUAGAACUAGGCUGUUUUGACAAAGGGUUAGAAGAGUUGAAUAACGCUGGUCUAGAGCUAGGACUGGGCUCUGGGCUAGGGCUUUGGGCUAGGGCUUUGGGCUAGGGCUUUGGGCUAGGGCUUUGGGCUAGGGCUUUGGGCUAGGGCUUUGGGCUAGGGCUUUGGGCUAGGGCUUUGGGCUAGGGCUUUGGGCUAGGGCUUUGGGCUAGGGCUUUGGGCUAGGGCUUUGGGCUAGGGCUUUGGGCUAGGGCUUUGGGCUAGGGCUUUGGGCUAGGGCUUUGGGCUAGGGCUUUGGGCUAGGGCUUUGGGCUAGGGCUUUGGGCUAGGGCUUUGGGCUAGGGCUUUGGGCUAGGGCUUUGGGCUAGGGCUUUGGGCUAGGGCUUUGGGCUAGGGCUUUGGGCUAGGGCUUUGGGCUAGGGCUUUGGGCUAGGGCUUUGGGCUAGGGCUUUGGGCUAGGGCUUUGGGCUAGGGCUUUGGGCUAGGGCUUUGGGCUAGGGCUUUGGGCUAGGGCUUUGGGCUAGGGCUUUGGGCUAGGGCUUUGGGCUAGGGCUUUGGGCUAGGGCUUUGGGCUAGGGCUUUGGGCUAGGGCUUUGGGCUAGGGCUUUGGGCUAGGGCUUUGGGCUAGGGCUUUGGGCUAGGGCUUUGGGCUAGGGCUUUGGGCUAGGGCUUUGGGCUAGGGCUUUGGGCUAGGGCUUUGGGCUAGGGCUAGCUAAAAUUAAUAUCUUUAGUCCUGGUGUAAUUCGAACUGAAUUUCAACAACGGGCAGGAUUUACUGAAGACACUUAUCAACAGGUAUGUUUUUUAAAAAACUAGUUUUUUUUCUAGUUUUUUUAAACUAAAAAAUUUUUAAAAUCAAAAAAAAAUUUUCAGUUCUUAAAAAAGAGGCGAAGAAAUUCACCCAUUGGGCCGUGUUGGUUAUCCAGAAGAAACGGCCAAAGCUAUUGCCUUCUUGGCCACAGAUGACUCGUCUUUCACUACUGGAGAACUGCUGAAGGUUGAUGGCGGAAGAGCCAUUUUCAGUUUGGAAUAAUUGUAAAACUUUCAAUGUUUCCAAAUUCAAUUUGCAAGCUUAUUGUUGCUCUAAAUAUUGAUUAUCAUCACUAGUAUUCAGAUAACUAUCAUAGUUUGUGUUUUCCAACUUGCCGUAGUUCGAAAUCACCAUUGUCUUUACUAUCAAUAAAAAUUUUUUAAAACGAUAAAUAAACAAAAUGAACACAAUGAGAACCUUAUCAUUUUGAUACGCAUAAGAGCAUUAAUAAGUAUAACAACGAUCACAUAAAAACGUUAUUCAUAGAAACAGUUUUUGGUUGAAUAGUUGUAUUAGGAUAGGGGUAAGGUAGAGCAAGAUCAGAACAAAAGCAACACUAGAGUAUGGCAAUGAUAAAGCCAUUAGGUGGAGCACAAGUAUCGCAAUGAAUAAUAAAGGGCAAAGAUAGGGCAGGGCUAGUGUAGGGUCGUGCUAAGGUAAAGCUAGAGUAGAACUAGAGUACAGCUGGGUAAAGCGAUGAGCCGAAUAAUGUGAAGCUAAGGUAUAAAAAGGGUAAAGAAGAAUAGGGCUAGAAUAUAUAAGAGUAGAGGAAAAUUAAGGCUUUAGAAAAGUUAAGGCAAAGGCAAGUCAAGGGUAAGGCAAGGAAAAAGAAAAAAUGAGGAUGAGGUCAGGCAAAAGCCGGUAGAGUAGGACAAAUACGGUAACACCACUUUUUACGCACCCUGUAUGUAAACAACUGUAAAAAAAUUUAAUUUUUUGUUGUAUUUUUUAUUUUUUUUGUUUGCAAAAACAUUUUUUUUGUCAUUUCACAUUAGCUUGUCUGAUUUAAUCAAAAAUGAAUUUUGAAAAACAAAUUACGAACAUGUUCAGUCUAAUCAUUGUCGCUUUCUAUAUACGUAUAUACUUCAAUCUUUAUGAAUGAUACACUAAACAUUAUAGUCGACUUGUACUUUUUAGCAAAAACUGAUUGUGCAAGAAGAACUUUUUUUUGAUUUUUAAUGUAUAGUUUUUGCAAAUUUUGAUUAAAUUUUUGUGUAAUAGCGUUUGUCAUGACUUAUAACAACCAAGAUUUUAAACUUUAAAUUUUAAUUCAAUUUGUGAGGCAUUGAUUACAUUUCAUAUUUUACUUUGUUCAAUCUGUAAAUUGCGAAUUAAAAUCACUACUCAAUUGUAAAAUCAAUUUACAGAAAAAAGCCAUGGCAAAGGUAAUGAUAAUAACUGGUGCAACAUCCGGCAUUGGCAAGGGAGCGGCCUUUGAAAUGGCCAGAAGAAAGUGGCGGCUAGUGCUAAGCGGUCGUAAUUCUGAAGCCAUGAAAGAAGUCGUCGAAGAAUGUAAAAAAUUGGGUGCUGAGGAUGUAAGUUGCAUUAAAAUUUUAAAUUUUGAAAGUUUUUAUACUUUGCGAUUUGAAAAACAUAUGUUUAAGCUUUCAAGCUUAUAUUGUAGAUUGGUUGAAAAAAACUGUUGUUUUUUUGACAUUUGUAAGUCAAUACAGAGCUAAAAUUUGCUUCGAACACAAUGUUAGACCUAAUAUUAUAAUAGGCUACAAACAUUUUGAUACGUUGUAAAAUUUAUUUUUAGGUAACAUUCGUCUUGGGUGACCUCACUGACCCACCUACAGCUAAAAACAUUGUUGAUCAUGCUAUCGAAACGUUUGGUCAGAUUGACUCAUUGAUUAAUAACGCUGGCAUGGCAGUGCUGACAAGCUUUCCAAAUGCUUCUGAAACCCUAGAAGACUUUGACACUCAAUUUGAUAAUAAUGUAAAAAGGUAGGGUAGCGUGGGUUAGGGUAAGCGUAGGACAAAAGUAAGGCAAGGGCAGAGCAAGGGCAGGAUAAGAAUAGGGCACAAGUAGGAGUGGCGAGAGUAUGGUAUUCAUUUCAAUCAAUGAAAACUCAUUUUUAGUGUUCUCCGACUAACAAAGCACGCUCUGGACCACUUAAUCAAGACCAAAGGUACUAUUGUGAAUAUCAGUAGCAUUGCUGGUCUGAAUGCCUAUCCAACUUGUGUGUACUACUGUAUGUCAAAGAGUGCUUUAGAUCAAUUCACAAAGUGUUUGGCUAUGGAAUUGGCUUCGCAAGGCGUUAGGGUUAAUUCUGUCAAGUAAGUGUAAAAAACAAAAGCUUUUUGAUGUUUUUGAAAAAUGUAAAUAACUUUGUUUACAAAACAAAAAAUGGCAAGAACUUUCUUUACAAAACAAAAAAUGGCAAGAACUUUCUUUACAAAACAAAAAAUGGCAAAAACUUUCUUUACAAAACAAAAAAUGGCAAGAACUUUCUUUACAAAACAAAAAAUGGCAAAAACUUUCUUUACAAAACAAAAAAUGGCAAAAACUUUCUUUACGAAAAAAAUGGCAAGAACUUUCUUUACAAAGCCAAAAAUGACCAGAACUUUCUUUACAAAACAAAAAACAAUAAAAAAUCAACUUCAAAAUAUAAAUUUUAGCCCUGGAGCUAUUGUCACCAACUUUAUGAAGCGAAUUGGAAUUACUGAAGAGCAAGAAAAAGAGGUGAGCCUUUUAACUUAAUAUGCCAUUACUUUUGGGCUACGGUCAAGAGUAAGGCAAGGGUAGUACAAAAGUAAGGCAAGAGUAAAGCAAUGCCGUCUUAAUUUACAGAUGUUUGAAAACUGUAAAAAGACCCAUCCCCUCGGCCGCGUCGGCCAAAUAGAUGAAACAGCCAAAGCCAUUGCUUUCUUGGCCACUGACGACUCGUCUUUCAUUACUGGAGAACUUCUGAAGGUUGAUGGUGGAGCUACUGUUUAUAAGCCAUAA
Molecule: messenger RNA, 4784 nt
Organism: Bursaphelenchus okinawaensis
Lineage: Eukaryota; Metazoa; Nematoda; Chromadorea; Rhabditida; Aphelenchoididae
Source: the annotation of a GenBank genome assembly